AUUAAAAGAAUGUGUGAUGAUUCUCGAUACAUUUUGGAUGAGUUAUUUGGGAAGGAGAGAAAUGUUGUAGCAAGUAAGAGAAAGAAUGAUGCUCACUAUUGGAAUGAAGAUGUGUGUAAAAACAUCUUAGUUUCUAAAUGUUUUAACGACUUAUGGAAACAUACAAAAUAUGAUCAUGAGGGAGAGUGUAGCAAAAGACAUGAUCAAUUCUUUAUUAAUGAAUUUAAUUGUGAUCGUAGUAUUAAGAAGUAAUAGAGAGAGAAGAAAUACAUUGAAGAGGCAAUAGGUUUAGUAUGAACCUGAUAAUUAUGUUAGCUUACAUCCAAGACAAAUUGAAGGAAGUAGACAAGAUCUUGACUAAACAUGAAGAAUAAGUUGAAUAAUCUAGUAAACUAUAAGUAGCUGAUCGACCAAAAGAGAUCCAAGAUAGACUUGACAAUAUGGAAAGAUAGAUCAAUCUCUUGACAGAUCAAUCUGAAAAGAUGGGAGAAUAAGGUAAGAUUGAAGAAUCUGAGAGAUUGAUCAUGGAAGCAGAUAAUCUUAAAAAAGCCAGAGAAGACGUAUUACUUGCUUAUGAGGGUACCAAUAAUCCAUUUAAAACUUAUAAAAUAUGUGAGGUGUGUGGAGCAAGAUAAUCUCUCUAUGAGACUGAAAACAAAGUCAAGUAUAUUUUAUUUCAUUAUAAUCAUUAGGACUCAUCUAGAUGGGAGAAUUCAUCAAGGAUUUUCUACUAUCAGAGUUGAAUUAUAAAAAUUAUAAUAAAGAAGACUUCAAUUAGAAAAGAUUCUAGAUGAAGAGGCUAGAAAAUAAGAAUUUAAGGAGGAUAUUGCUAAAGAUGUUUAAUUGGAUAAAGAAAAACUUAUUAAGGAUAAAAAGGAAAAAGAAAGAUCUAGAAGUAGAGAUGUUUCAAGAGAUAAAAGUAAGAAAAAAAGCAGUAAAAAGAAAAAGGAAAAGGAGAAAGAAAAAGAAAAAGAAAGAAGUAAAUCAAGAAAGCAUAACAAGUAAAAAUAUCUAUUAAUGUAAUUUAGGAAACACCAUAAACAUUGA
Molecule: messenger RNA, 1047 nt
Organism: Paramecium sonneborni
Lineage: Eukaryota; Ciliophora; Oligohymenophorea; Peniculida; Parameciidae
Source: the annotation of a GenBank genome assembly